UAGCUGCCGAUCGACCGGCCCCGCCUCGGAGCGACAUGGACGUGGUCAUCACCGGCGCCGCCGGCUUCCUGGGCCGGCGCCUGGCCGACGCGCUGCUGGACGCGCGCUCGCCGCUGCCCGUGGCGCGCCUGCUGCUCGUGGACCUGGCGCCGCCGCCCGCGCGGGACCCGCGCGUCACCGCGCUGGCGCUCGACCUCACGGCGCCGGGCGCGGCCGCGCGCGCCGUGCCGCCCGGCUGCGGCGCGCUGUUCCACCUGGCCGCCGCCGUCAGCGGCCACGCCGAGGCCGAGCUGGACCUGGGCCUGCGCGUCAACCUGGACGCCACGCGCGCGCUGGCCGACGCGGCGCGCGGCCGCCCCGCGCUGCGCUUCGUGUUCGCCAGCAGCGUGGCCGUGUACGGCGCCGAGCUGGCGGCGCCGUGCGAGCGCGCCGCGCCCGCGCCCCGCAGCUCGUACGGCGCCGCCAAGGCCAUGGCCGAGCUGCUGCUGAGCGACUACUCGCGGCGCGGCCUGCUGGACGCGCGCGUGGUGCGCCUGCCCACCGUGAGCGUGCGCGGCGGCAGCGCCAACCGCGCCGUCACGUCGUUCGCCAGCGCGCUGGUGCGCGAGCCGCUGGCCGGGCGGGCCGCGGUGCUGCCCGUGGGCGCGGAGCGGCGCGUGUGGCUGAGCAGCCCCGCGGCCGCCACGCGCAACCUGCUGCACGCGGCCGCGCUGCCGGCGGGCGCGCUGGGCGCGCGGCGCGUGCUGAACCUGCCCGGCCUGAGCGUGUCGGUGCGCGACAUGCUGGCGGCGCUGCGCGAGACGGCGGGCGCGGCGGCGGCGGCGCGCGUGCGCUUCGAGCGCGACGAGAGCGUGGAGCGCAUCGUGGCGUCGCUGCCGCCCGCGCUGGACCACUCUCGCGCGUUGAGCCUCGGCUUCGUCGUCGACGAGAGCUUCGCUCAAAUCAUUCGCCAGUACAUCGCUGAACUCGGGGAUACGAGCUCAGAAUUACAUGAUGCCGAUAAUUAGCGAGUUAAAUAACUUCAUUGCAUGUUACUACUUCACUUAGCAUGAUGAGUAAUAUCUACGUACAAAAAAAUACGCGCACGCAUCGAACGUGUGCGCGUAUACAUCUAGAGGCUGUCCUCGACUUAAUCACAGCUUGCAUUGUCAUGCCAUAAUCUAAGAUUUCUAGCGCGUAAUUUACCAUCAUAGGAAAUUACACUUGUGAAUAAAUGAUAAAAAUAAAGCAGUUUCACACACUUA
This is a messenger RNA of Pararge aegeria (speckled wood butterfly), 1244 nucleotides long. RefSeq names its product D-erythronate dehydrogenase-like. The transcript has a single exon. NCBI's taxonomy places the organism in Eukaryota, Metazoa, Arthropoda, Insecta, Lepidoptera, Nymphalidae. The coding region runs from base 36 to 1007 and encodes 323 amino acids. The record is from RefSeq and is a predicted model, not a curated record.